AUGGACGAAGGACUAGAAUGUGAUCGGGUGUCUGUACAUGCAGAGGAGGCAGCAUUAUAUUUCCAGGCCCCGGGUCCCACUGUCAGCUUCUACAAGCUCCGCUAUUGUGUCAAGAAGCGCACAGGAAUAAUCAGCGGGAAAUGGAUGGAGAAGGAGGUUCUCAAAGAUGUCAGUGGUAUUAUGAAGUCUGGGAUGAAUGCCAUCAUGGGUCCUACAGGUAGCAGAAAGACAUCGCUUCUAGAUGUACUUGCUGGCAGGAAAGACCCCAAAGGCUUAAAAUCAGGCCAGGUUCUGGUUGACAACUCUAUUAUGACCACCAGAAUCCGGCUCUCUGCUGCUUAUGUGGUUCAGAAUGAUGUUCUGAUGGGUACUCUGACUGUCAAGGAGAACCUCACAUUCUCUGCCAAUCUGCGGCUCUCCCCAGCAGACUACACUUCAUUAGACAAAGCAGAGAAUGUCGACUCGGUCAUCCAGGAGCUGGGCUUGAAGGACUGUGCAGACACCAAGAUUGGCGCAGAGUUUUUGCAGGGAGUAUCUGGCGGCGAGAGGAAGAGGUGCAGCAUUGGCAUGGAGCUUAUCACCUCCCCCUCUCUGCUCUUCCUGGAUGAGCCCACUACAGGCCUGGACUCCAACACGGCCAGUGCCAUCGUCGCCCUUCUGCAUAAUCUCUCCAGGAAAGGGAAGACUGUCAUCUUUUCCAUCCACCAACCUCGCUUUUCCAUCUUCCGGCAGUUUGAUCACCUUACUCUCCUGAACAAGGGGGAAGUCGUCUACGCAGCAGCUGCAGACCAGGCCAUUAGCUACUUCGAAGGACUAGGUUAUAAAUGUGAGCCGUUUAAUAACCCAGCAGAUUUCUUCCUUGACAUCACCAAUGAAAACUUAUUUCCUCAGGGUGAUGCUGGCAAAUCAGAGACCCUGAAUAGUGGUGAUAUAAUGCUGUCGUGUGAGAAUCCUCUGGCAUUGAGGUACAGGCAGUCAUCCCAGUACUGCCAACUCACUGAACAUCUGCAGGAGCUGACACAAGGUCUCAGCCUGCAGGCCAAGACAGGCAGUGACCAGGCCUGUUAUGCUACGUCCUUCUGUUACCAGCUCAGGUUAGUGAGCAGCCGCACAGUGAAGAACAUCCUGAAGAACCCUCAGACCUCCUAUGCACAGCUGUUCCUUAACAUUUUCUUCUGCAUUCUGGUGGGACUGAUCUACUGCCAGAUCCCUCACACCUUGCCUGAGGCUCUGCAGAACAGAACUGGCGCAUUCUUCUUCCUGGUCAUCAACAUGGUCUUUGGCAACCUUUCUGCAGUUGAGCUCUUCAUUAGUGACAGAGUACUUUUCAUCCAUGAAAAUUCCAGUGGCUACUACCGCACAUCUGUGUACUUUCUGUCCAAAGUAUUUGCUGACCUCAUUCCAAACCGCAUACUCCCUGUCUUUUUCUCUGCAAUUCCAUACUUCAUGAUGGCCUUAAAGCCUAAGGUUGAAGCUUUCUUCCUGUUCUGUCUGACGAGUCUGAUCAGUCUAGCAGCAGUGAGCCUGGCUUUCCUGGUCAGUACCAGUGUGGGUUCUUUUGCCAUGGCUAACAUUCUUAUCGCUCUGCCAUUUGUUUUCAUGAUGGUGUUUGGCAGCUUCUUGGUGAACCUGAACUCCAUGCUCAGCUGGAUGUCCUGGCUGAAGUGGUUCAGUAUAUUCCGCUAUGGAUUUAACGUGAAGCUAAGAGAGCAAGUGUUCACCAGCAACUACACAAUAAUGACAGGUGAAAUGUAUCUGGAUCAACAAGAGAUUGAUCACAGCACCUGGGGAUUCUGGCAGAACCUGGUGGCUCUGACAGGCAUCAUGUGUGUGUGUCUGAUGCUCGCCUACGUACAGCUCUGCCGGAUCAACCGCUGGAGGUGAGGGAGCAGGGAGAAGUGGAACAACCACCCAGACUGAGCAAACUCAACUAUCAAUUGAUAGUCAUAAGACACUUGAAUAAAUACCAAAAUUGUCUUCCCACAAAAAAAUAAAAAAUAAAAUAAAAAUAAAAAUUUGGGGGGUUAACAUACCAUGUGUGUGUGAGACAAUGAGCCCUACCAGUCUGGCUCGAUAUACUACUAGACCUGGAUCAGACAUCCAAGUCAACAUUGCCUUGAUUUGGCCAUUGGAUAUAGGUCAGCACAAACCCUAUACUAGGUAGAAGCAUGCUUCUCCAAUAUAAGUUACACUCUUCAAAAGGCUUCCCAAAAUGUGCUUGGUUCAACAAUUUAAUGUGGGAUAUGUAGUUAAGAGUCCUGUGUGAGUCAGGCUGCAUUAAAAAACUGCACUUCUACAAAAUCAGCAAGAUGUAGAAGAUUAACCUCUUUUGCCUUUGGCACUAGCCCUGCAUGAGGGUAAAGGGCAAGUGUUCACCAUAACGCGUUACCAAACAGUUUAAAAAGUAACUACAAAAUUCAGGCUUACAGUAAUCUACCCUUGAAUAGGAUAAGUGAAUGAUGGGGUUUAAUUGACCAUUGAGUGGGUCAUAAAUGUUACCUGUAAAUGAAGGAAAACUCCCCCUUUUGAAAUUGUUCACCCCCUACUGGUCUACAAGGUCAUAAGCACCCAUCCUUUAAACUUGCUGCUUCUGGGAUAGCUUGGACAAUAACAGCAAAUUAAAAUGAGUUCUUUACUACAUAAAUUGAUUUGGGUUUCUUUAAUUUCAUUUAAAAAAAAAAACCGAAAAAAAAAAAAAAAAAACCAAGACAAACCCACAAUAGUUCAGUAUAAACAGAGCCAAGCAGACUGAAGCUUAUGACAAUCAAGAGGCAGUAAGGGCAGGCUACCAGAGGUCAAGACAAAAUCAGGUCUGGGUUAACA
Messenger RNA from Electrophorus electricus (electric eel), 2823 nucleotides. NCBI's taxonomy places the organism in Eukaryota, Metazoa, Chordata, Actinopteri, Gymnotiformes, Gymnotidae. The record is from RefSeq and is a predicted model, not a curated record.